Molecule: messenger RNA, 1471 nt
Organism: Trichosurus vulpecula (common brushtail)
Lineage: Eukaryota; Metazoa; Chordata; Mammalia; Diprotodontia; Phalangeridae
Gene: CHRM4
Product: cholinergic receptor muscarinic 4
Exons: 1
Coding region: 23-1471 (482 amino acids)
Biological process (GO): chemical synaptic transmission; adenylate cyclase-inhibiting G protein-coupled acetylcholine receptor signaling pathway; regulation of locomotion
Cellular component (GO): plasma membrane; synapse; dendrite
Molecular function (GO): G protein-coupled serotonin receptor activity; G protein-coupled acetylcholine receptor activity
Source: RefSeq, a predicted model, not a curated record
UGGCCCUAGCCGCUCGGCUAAGAUGGCAAACUUCACUCCGGUCAACAGCAGCUUUGGCAACCAGUCUGACCGAUCUGUGCAGGCGAUGCCCGCGGCUCCCAACCGAUACGAGACGGUGGAGAUGGUGUUCAUCGCCACCGUGACUGGCUCCCUGAGCCUGGUGACGGUCGUGGGCAAUAUCCUCGUCAUGCUCUCCAUCAAGGUGAACCGGCAGCUGCAGACGGUCAACAACUACUUCCUGUUCAGCCUGGCCUGCGCCGACCUCAUCAUUGGGGCAUUCUCCAUGAAUCUCUACACUGUAUACAUCAUUAAGGGUUACUGGCCCCUCGGGGCGGUGGUCUGUGACUUGUGGCUGGCGCUGGACUACGUGGUCAGCAACGCGUCUGUGAUGAACCUGCUCAUCAUCAGCUUUGACCGCUACUUCUGCGUGACCAAGCCCCUCACCUACCCGGCCAGACGCACCACCAAGAUGGCGGGCCUCAUGAUCGCUGCUGCCUGGGUGCUGUCCUUUGUACUCUGGGCUCCGGCCAUCCUGUUCUGGCAGUUUGUAGUGGGGGAGCGGACGGUACCAGACAACCAGUGCUUCAUCCAGUUCUUGUCCAACCCGGCGGUCACCUUUGGCACGGCCAUCGCGGCUUUCUACCUGCCUGUGGUCAUCAUGACAGUGCUUUACAUCCACAUCUCCCUGGCUAGCCGCAGCCGAGUCCACAAGCACCGUCCCGAGGGGCCCAAGGAGAAGAAGGCCAAGAGUCUGUCGUUCCUCAGGAGCCCCCUCAUGAAGCAGAGCGGCAAGAACCCAAGCCGGAAGCCGGUGGAGUCCGGGAAGGAGGAGAUCCGCAACGGAAGGCUGGAGGAGGCACCUCCACCCGUCCUGCUUCCCCCACGUCCCCCUGAGGAGAAAGACACCUCCAAUGACUCCAGCUCGGCCAGCGUCACCCAGAACACCAGAGAGAGGCCCCUGACUGAGGGGUCGACGGCUGAGACUGGCUGCAGCCCGUCCACCCCGCUGCCCCCACGCCCACGAGCGCUCAAUCCAGCCUCCAAGUGGUCCAAGAUACAGAUCGUAACAAAGCAGACAGGGAACGAGUGCGUGACGGCCAUUGAGAUCGUCCCUGCCACGCCUGCGGGCCUGCGCCCGGCCGCCAAUGUGGCCCGCAAGUUUGCCAGCAUUGCCCGCAAUCAGGUGAGGAAGAAGCGGCAGAUGGCGGCACGGGAGAGGAAGGUGACGCGGACCAUCUUCGCCAUCUUGCUGGCCUUCAUUGUCACCUGGACGCCCUACAAUGUCAUGGUGCUGGUCAACACCUUCUGCCAGAGCUGUGUCCCUGACACCGUGUGGUCCAUUGGCUACUGGCUCUGCUAUGUCAACAGUACCAUCAAUCCAGCUUGCUAUGCCCUCUGCAACGCCACUUUCAAGAAGACCUUCAAGCACUUGCUUCUGUGCCAGUACAGAAACAUUGGCACUGCCAGGUAA